AAUUAAGCGGUCAUUACGUUAUCCCGUGUGAGCAGGUGACGAAAAUCAGGCCGCACGUCUGCUGAAGCUCACCGCGGUAGGUCGGCAGUGUGGGAGACUUCCGAUCACGCCUCGAGAGAAGAGCGGUGAAAGAAAGGGAGUUUUUUCUGCAAUAAUUCAUCAAUCUAAAGCUAUGGAAAACACAAAGGACACUAAUGGUAUAGUUUGGGAGAGUUCAAUUAUGGUUAAACAGGAAUUGAGUGACGAAAUCAUAACAUUUAUGGACAUGAAAUCAGAUAUAACAUCAGCUAUUUCAAGUUCAGAAGGAGUACAAACAAAUAUAUCAACACUCUUUUCAAAUCCUGAAGAUAUAAAGCAAAAUGUAUCAACACAAUUUUCAACUGUUAAAGACAAAUACUUGGAGGAAACAAUGCCAUUUUUAGCUUUAGAAGAUAAAAAUCUUGAUAAAACAAAGCCUUUGUUUAAUUUAGAAGAGAUGAAACAAGAUAACCCAACAUCAUUUUCAUCUUCUGAAGACAUGAAACCAAAUAUAUCAACAGCAUUUUCAAUUUUUGAAGAUAUAAAACCUGAGAUAUUAACAAUUUCAUCUUUGGAGAAUGAACAACAAAAUGGUUUCAAAGCACAGCAACAACUUUCUUCUCCACCAGAAUCAACUGAUUUUAAAGAAAAUUUAGCAGUUUUAAAAUCAGAUCUUCAAAAUGAAUUAAAAGAACUCAAGUUAUUGCAUACAAAAUUGAUUGAUAAUGUCCCAACAGAAUAUCAGAUCAAUGAUAAGGGACUGAAGACAUACAAGUGUGAUAUGUGUUGUCAAAGAUUUUUCCAUUUUGAUCAUGUUAAACAACACAUAAACAUUCACACAAGGGUGAAUCCAUAUGGUCAUGAUUUUCAUCAGCAAGAAGUUGUUAUGAUCAGUCAGGGUGAACAGAUUAACAAAAUAAACCUAGAACAUGUAUACAAUGAGUCUAGUUUGUCUAAAAAGUUCACCACAAAGUCUAGUUUAUCCACACACACAAAUAUUCAUUCUGGAAUUAAUAAGCCAGAGAGACCAUAUGAAUGUGAUGUGUGUCACAAAAAAUUUAGUCAAAAGGGUAAUCUAUCAGAACAUAAAAAUAUUCAUUUACCAGAGAGACCAUAUGAAUGUGAUGUGUGUCACAAAAAAUUUAGUCAAAAGGGUAAUCUAUCAGAACAUAAAAAUAUUCAUUUACCAGAGAGACCAUAUGAAUGUGAUGUGUGUCACAAAAAAUUUAGUCAAAAGGGUAAUCUAUCUAAACAUAAAAAUAUGCAUUUACCAGAGAGACCAUAUGAAUGUGAUGUGUGCCAUAAAAAAUUUAGGCUUAAACAUAAUUUAUCAGAACAUAAAAUGAUUCAUUUACCAGAUAGAUUAUAUGAAUGUGAUGUGUGUCACAAAAUAUUUAAAUCUAAAAAAUGUUUAUCACAACAUAAAAAAUUUCAUUUACCAGAAAGACCAUAUGAAUGUGAUGUGUGUCAUAAAAAAUUUAUUAAUAAAGGUUAUUUAUCUGAGCAUAAAAAUAUUCAUUUACCAGAGAGACCAUAUGAAUGUGAUGUGUGUCACAAAAAAUUUAGUCAUAAAUAUGGUCUAUCAGAACAUAAAAAUAUUCAUUUACAAGAGAGACCAUAUGAAUGUGAUUUGUGUCAUAAAAAAUUUAGUCUUAAAGGUCAGUUAUCUACACAUAAAAAUAUUCAUUUACCAGAGAGACCAUAUGAAUGUGAUGUGUGUCAUAAAAAUUUUAGUUGUAAAGGUAAUUUAUCUAUACAUAAAAAUAUUCAUUUACCAGAGAGACCAUAUGAAUGUGAUGUGUGUCACAAAAAGUUUAAUUAUAAAGGUAGUUUAUCUAAACAUAAAAAUAUUCAUUUACCAGAGACAAUAUGAAUGUGACAUUUGUAAUUAAAAGUUUGCUCGUAAGUCUAGUUUAUCUACACACAGAAAAUUUCACUCAGGACUUAAGCCACCUGAAUGUGUUGUUGGUCAUUAAAUUCUCUUUCACAAGGAUCUUUAAUUAUCUAUAUAUAAAAUUUUUGCUUUUGUACUAAUACCACAUUGUGGAGGCUAAAUACACACCAUUAAUGUUUGUCAUACAGGAUCAGAGUUUCUUCCAGGCAUCUCUACCCCCC
This is a messenger RNA of Physella acuta, 2133 nucleotides long. RefSeq names its product zinc finger protein 836-like. The record is from RefSeq and is a predicted model, not a curated record. Gene Ontology annotation, cellular component: nucleus. Gene Ontology annotation, molecular function: DNA-binding transcription factor activity, RNA polymerase II-specific; RNA polymerase II cis-regulatory region sequence-specific DNA binding. NCBI's taxonomy places the organism in Eukaryota, Metazoa, Mollusca, Gastropoda, Physidae. Gene Ontology annotation, biological process: regulation of transcription by RNA polymerase II.